Molecule: messenger RNA, 2928 nt
Organism: Didymodactylos carnosus
Lineage: Eukaryota; Metazoa; Rotifera; Eurotatoria; Philodinida; Philodinidae
Source: the annotation of a GenBank genome assembly
AUGUCGUUUCCGUCGCAAGUGCCUAUAAUUAAUUCAAUGCAGGUACCUUUACAAUAUUAUCCAUCACCCGUUGGUGUGAUGCCAGUCAGUAUGGUAAUGCCCACAAAUAUUGAAGUUGUUCGUCCUGUCACAUCAACUGCAACAGCCUCUAACACAAAUGGUGGGCAUAGUAAGCAAAAAGGUGACAAUGAAAAAUCACAUACUAAAGAACGUCCUCCCACUACAACAGUUUUUGUAGGUAAUAUUAGUGAUAGAGCACCCGAUGCGAUGAUUAAACGAAUGCUACAGCAUUGUGGCAGCGUUAUCAAUUGGAAACGAGUACAAGGAGCUAACGGAAAACUACAAGCGUUUGGAUUCUGUGAGUACGAAAAUCCAGAAGGAACAUUACGAUGUAUUCGAUUGUUAAACAGUUGGCAAAUAGCUGAUAAACAACUUGUGGUUAAAGUCGAUGCCAAAACAAAAUCUUUAUUAGAUGAUUAUAAAAAGAAAAAACGUCAUGAAAAUGCUAAAAAAGCAGCGAAUGAUACCACUGCCUAUAAAUUUGUUUAUGAGCCUGAUACAGACGAUGAAGAUAAAAAAUCACUAACAAAAUCAAACAGUAACAGUACGAGUGAUGGUUCGACAGUAAAAAAAUCCGGUGAAGAAGGAGAAAUCGAAGAAGAGGAAGAGGAAGUUGAUACAGCGACAAAAAAUGAAGAUAAAACCAUUGCGAAUAGUUUGGAUACUGUCAUGCGUGAAUAUGCAAGAGAAAUGACAGCACGAACAGCUGAAGCAAAAGAAAAAGAAGCUAGUGGAACAUCAACAAAUCUCCAUUAUCAUAAUGAUAGAGUAUUAAUCCAUCAUAAUCACUAUCACACUCCAAAUGUUUAUUCAUUAACAAAUACUGUGCAGCAGCAACAACAACAACAACCAUCGACAUCUAGCACAACAACAAUAACAGCUACGACAACUGUUACAGCAACCACAUCAACUGUUGUUAAUAGUGCAAAUGGACAAACGUUGGGUAAAUCAAAUAAUCCAGCAUUAAACGAAAUAAGAGUAGAUGAUGAGAAACGAGAUUUAGUGACGAAUGAAAUAAAAAUGUUUCGUGAUAAAUUUAAAGAUGAAGAUGCCAAAAUGCGUAUGACUGAAAAAGAAAGGAAGGAUCGUUACGAUCGGGAACGGCAGCAGCAACGAGAAAAAGAAAAGGAAAAACCAUUAUCGUCACCGACAAGAUCACCAUCGGGUAAAGCAACAACGCCCACAUCUUCUCAUCGAUCGUCGAAUCAUGUUUACGAUGAACGUAGUAGUGAACGUGCAUUGUCUCCAACCGACGAUUACCGUUCAUCAUCCUCGUCAAGACGCCGUGAUAUUAAGUCAGAACGUAGUGUCGAUGAUCGUCAUUCUUCUCGUAGUGAUUAUUAUCGUAGUUCCCUGAGAGAUUCCAGAGAUAGUAGUAGUAAACAUAGUAGUUCAGCACGUCGACCUUCACCACCGCCCCGUCGUCCAGAUCCUAGAGACAGACGUGAUAAACCAUCUGCUUACAGUAAAAAAUCAAGAUCAAAGACGCCACAAUCAUCUUCAUCUGCAGCAAAACGUUCAAAAACGCCAGAAGACGAAGAAGAAGCGUAUCAACGAAAGAAACAAGAAAGAAAAUUAAGAGAAAAAGAAUUACGUUAUAGAGAUCGAUUAAAAGCAUGGGAAGGACGUGAACGUAAAAAAGAAGUUGAUCAUGACGCUGAAAAACGACGAGAAUUAGCUCGACUUCGAGAAGAAGAAAAAGAAGGAAAACGUUUAUUGGCAUUUUUGGAAGAUUAUUCAGACGAAAAAGAUGAUAUUAAAUUUUAUAAAGGACCAUCACUAGCCAGAAGAUUGAAAGAACGUGAGUAUGAAAUUGAAAUCGACAAUCGAGAUAGACAUAGAGAAAAAGAAGAAUUAGAAGAACUACGUCAAAAAUUAACACAACAAAAUAUUGAAGAUGUCGAGGGCGAAUUGAAACGGCGUGUUGCACAUGAAGAAGAUUCAAUUCGAAGACGUUUGGCAGAAUUAACACACACUACCAAAGACUCGUCCACAACGUCAUCGUCAUCAAGUUCAGAAAAUGAAGAAGACAAAGGAAGUAAAGCUCAGAAAGAUGUGCCAAGUGAAAUGGACACAUCAAUAGCAGCUUCGCAACUUUCAAAUAUCGACGCAGCUAUGACAGCCACAGAAAUUGCUGAUCCAUCGUCUUGGCAAACAAUCAAAAAUUCAACAGCUGUAACUCAAUUAGAUGAUGUUUCACAGUCGCCAGGAAUGAACUCUUCUCCACCUCCACUGCCUGUUGUUAAUUUAAAAACACCCUUUUUUUUAGAUAGUCCUCGUCAAACAUCAGUGGGUAGUGUUACCAUAUCUGGCACAAAACUACCGUCAAAACGUAAACUGGCCGUUAAUGAGGCAUUUUUGGAUGAUCAAGAAGAAGAUUCAUCUGAUGCAUUUCCAAAGAAAUCCAAGUUAGCGAUAUCCGAACAACAAAGUCAGUCAACUUUUCCCUCAACUUUACAACAACCAUUAACACCGCAAUCUGCUAGCAGUAAUCGUCCAUUAUUGAUUAAUAAAGUGCCAGUAAACACGGACGAACGACGUCAAGCUGUUCGAAAGUUAAUUGAAAGUAUUCCAACUAAAAAAGAAGAUUUAUUUGCAUUUUCAAUUGACUGGUCAUUACUCGAUAGUUUACUUAUGGAAAAACGUAUUAAGCCAUGGGUUACAAAGAAAAUAAUUGAAUAUAUUGGAGAAGAAGAGCCAACAUUAACAGAUUUUAUAUGCACGAGCAUAAUGUCAAAACAAAAUGCUGAAAAUAUAUUAUCAGAUAUUCGAGUUGUAUUAGAUGAUGAGGCAGAAAUAUUUGUUGUAAAAAUGUGGCGUCUAUUAGUUUAUGAAAUUGAAGCUAAACGGCAUGGUCUUAGUAGAUGA